AUGCCACCGGGCGACUGGUCGUACGAGAUUGUGCUGGGCGAUCUGAUGGCCAUUGUGCUUAUGGACGCGUGGGUCGCCUCUCUCUACUACCUCGAUAUUUGGACGCAUUCGACCAUGUUUGGUACCGCCACGAUGCAAAUUCAGGUCAGCGGUGACACUUGGCUAAUGCUGCAAGGUGUCCUCUACCUCGCGCGCUCGGUGUGGUUUGCGUACUGGGAUGUCUGCCUUGUUUCGUAUGUACUCAAGCGCUGGAAGAAACAACAUGCUUUCAAGGCAGGCUCGAACCACCGGAUUGCUUCAUGA
Saprolegnia diclina VS20 is the source of this 303-nucleotide messenger RNA. RefSeq lists its product as hypothetical. Lineage: Eukaryota; Oomycota; Saprolegniomycetes; Saprolegniales; Saprolegniaceae. The record is from RefSeq and is a predicted model, not a curated record. The coding region runs from base 1 to 303 and encodes 100 amino acids. The transcript has 3 exons.